AUGCUUUCAGUUCAAGAGGUCAAAACUUCUGAUCAAUAUAUUACUUGUGAAGUGAAAUCCAAGGAUGGGAAAUUGUCAUGCUUAAUCACUGCAGUUUAUGCUCUGAACCAUAAUGUUGGCAGAAAAGCUCUAUGGGAGGAAUUGUUAUCAUUCAAAAAGAAUGUGGUUUGCCCCUGGUUGAUGGGUGAGGAUUUCAAUGCUAUUAUUAGUAGUGAUGAGAAAAUUGGAGGUUUCCAAGUAACUGAUACUGAUACUGAUGAUUUUCAAAGUUUUGUUACAGCUAGUCAAUUGAAUCACAUAAAAACUACAGGGUGCUUUUUCACUUGGAGUAACAAACAAAAUGCAGAUACAAGAGUCUGGAGUAGACUUGACAGGACUUUGGUAAAUGAGAAUUGGAUUCAUAAUUACACUACAAGUCAAGUGGAGUAUUUGAUGCCUCUUUGUUCUGAUCAUUCCCCAAGUCUUAUGACUAUUGGAGAUGAAAAUUUUGAUGGAAAGAAACCUUUCAAAUUCUUUAGUAUGUGGUCUAAACACCCUGAUUUCCCAGACGUGGUGAGGUCUGUCUGGAGCCAAAAUGUUAGGGGAUACAACAUGUACAAGUUUUAUUCUAAACUUAGAAAUCUUAAACAUGUUCUCAAAGAUUUGAAUAAGAAGAACUUUAUGGAUAUCAACCAGCAAGUGUUAAGAGCUAAAUCUGAUUUAUGCAGUAUUCAAGAGAAACCGAGUUCUGAUCUUUUCAAUCCAGAUUUGAUAUCAAAGGAAAAGGAUUGUAUAAAGAAAUAUGCCAAAUUACUGGAAUGUGAAAAUUCUUUCUACAGACAAAAAGCUAACAUUAAAUGGGGUUUGCAUGCUGACAAGGGAUCACAAUUUUUCCACUCAAUUAUGAAAUCCAAGAGACACCAAAAUAGAGUUUUAUCACUGUAUACUAAAAAUGGCACAAGAAUUACUGAAUUGCCUGAGAUUACAUCAGAAUUUGUUCAGUAUUACAAGAACCUUCUGGGCAAUGCUAAGGCCACUAUUGCUGUUGAUCCCAGGGUUAUCUCUAAUGGUCGUAUCUUAACUUCUAUCCACCGAAGGGAGUUGAGUUCCCCUGUUUCUAGGGAUGAGAUUAAGCAAGCUUUAUUCUCAAUGUCUGAUAGUAAGGCUCCUGGUCCUGAUGGUUUUAAUGGUUUUUUCUUCAAGGCUGCUUGGAAUGUCAUUAAUGAGGAUCUAUUUCUGGCGGUUGAAGAAUUUUUCGAUUCAGGUAAGCUUCUAGGCACCUUCAACACUGCAUCUAUUACCUUAGUGCCCAAGACUCUUAACCCAAGUUCAUCUACUGAUUUUAGACCUAUAUCCUCCUGCAAUGUUAUAUACAAAAUCAUCUCAAAAAUUAUUGCUAGCAGGAUGCAAAAAGUUAUGGGUUAUAUAGUCAAUGAUGCGCAAAGUGCAUUUGUGAAGGGGAGGCUUAUAUUCAGUAACUUUUUGUUAGCCCAUGAACUCAUAAAGCAAUAUGGGAGAAAAAAUAACUCCCUAGAGCAAUUCUGA
Molecule: messenger RNA, 1524 nt
Organism: Asparagus officinalis (garden asparagus)
Lineage: Eukaryota; Viridiplantae; Streptophyta; Magnoliopsida; Asparagales; Asparagaceae
Exons: 1
Coding region: 1-1524 (507 amino acids)
Source: RefSeq, a predicted model, not a curated record